Messenger RNA from Perca flavescens (yellow perch), 2796 nucleotides. RefSeq names its product acetylserotonin O-methyltransferase-like (gene asmtl). Lineage: Eukaryota; Metazoa; Chordata; Actinopteri; Perciformes; Percidae. The transcript has 16 exons. The record is from RefSeq and is a predicted model, not a curated record. Bases 142 to 2217 code for a protein of 691 amino acids. Gene Ontology annotation, molecular function: nucleoside triphosphate diphosphatase activity; O-methyltransferase activity; protein dimerization activity.
UCCGCUCAUGUUAUGAAACGUCAUCACGUAUGCGCCUUCACGGUGGUCAUCGUCGUAGCAAGAAGCUAGCUAGCUAUAUUACUGUCUAUGGCUAUAUCAUUUCACUUUCCUAACUGGAGUAGCUAGUUAGAGAAGGCCACCAUGGUGCUGAACCCUGUCAUUUCCAAGCUCGCCGGUAAACUGGUUGUGCUGGCAAGUGCUUCUCCAAGGAGACUGGAGAUUCUCAGCAAUGCGGGCUUACGGUUUGAGGUGGUACCAUCCUGGUUCAAAGAAACUCUUGACAAGGGACUUUUCAAAGCACCUCACGAGUAUGCUGUUGAGACAGCCAAACAAAAGGCCCUGGAGGUGGCCAGGAGGAUGCCCUUUAAACACCUGAAGACUCCAGACAUAGUAAUUGGAGCUGACACUAUUGUGACUGUAGAUGGCAUGAUCCUGGAGAAGCCAGUGGACAAAGAAGAUGCUUACAGGAUGCUGUCAAGCUUGAGUGGUAAAGAGCACAGCGUCUUCACUGGUGUAGCUAUUGUCGUCUGCCAUGAGAAAGAAAACGAAGAAGUGGAUUACCAGUUGAUUGAGUUCUACGAAGAAACAAAAGUGAAGUUUGCUGAUCUCUCAGAUAAUAUGCUGUGGGAGUACAUCAAUAGUGGUGAACCUAUGGACAAGGCUGGAGGCUAUGGUAUUCAGGCUCUCGGUGGGAUGCUGGUGGAGUACGUCCAUGGUGACUUCCUCAAUGUGGUGGGUUUCCCCCUGAACCACUUCUGCAAACAGCUGGACCUUAUUUACAACCGCUGUACUUCCUCCGCAGACCAAGAAAGUGUUUCUGUCCGGCUGAGCCACAACAGUUCUCACGCAACCUCGAUACUCACUCAGCCCCCACCCGGCCUGCCAGCUCAGUCCAGCCACAGUCCCAGCUCUAAAGCCAAACACAACCCCUCAUCCAGCCCCACACAGAACAGCCCACCGGCCAAUUAUACACACCAUACCCAGAACAGCUCUUCAGCCAAUCCUGUCCAUAAGGUGAAAAGGAAAAGCAGUGAAGGUGAAGUGGAUGAGAGUUCCUGGAUGUUGGUCAACAGCCUGUCUAAACACACAGACGAUAGAGAGGCUGAGUUCAUAUAUAAUACCACAUUACCAUUGGUGGCCAGCAGUGGGCAGGUGAUUGAGCUCAAUGUGACGGAGCAUGAGGACAGUGAACCAAAAAAAGACGACUUGCAGCGAAUCAUUGAUCUGAUGGACGGAUUCAAAGCCUCAAAGGCACUAUUUACCGCAUCCAAGAUGUGUGUGUUUGACCUUCUACAAAGCAGGCCAGGGCUGGAUGCAGCACAGGUGGCUCAGGAGAUCAAAGCCUCUGUGAAGGGCACUGCAUGCCUGCUAGAAGCCUGUGUGUCUCUGGGACUGUUGAAGAGCAAACCGAGAGCAUGCCAGAAGCCAGUGUACGAGAACACAGAUCUGUCAUCGCAUUUUUUGCUGUCAGACGCUCCUUUUUCGCUGCGGGGCUACAUCCAGCAUUGUAACGACACCGUGUGGCCUCUUUUCUCCCACCUUGAGAGUGCUGUGCGGGAGGGAGCCAACCAGUGCGAAAAGGCUUUUGGGAAGACCUCCAAGGAUAUGUUUCAGGAUACUUUCUACAACAGUCAAGAAGCCAAACUGAGAUUCAUGAAUGCCAUGCACAGCAUUGCUAAAGUUACAGGACGAGCUGUAGCAACAGCCUUUGACCUCUCCAGUUUUAAAACUGCCUGUGAUCUUGGAGGAUGCACUGGUGCAAUGGCCUACGAGUUUACUAAAGCCCAUCCUGGGUUGUCUGUGACAGUUUUUGACUUGCCUGCAGUUGUUGAGAUGAGUGAACAUUUCCUUCCUCUGCACACAGACAACAGGGUAUCAUUUGUAGCAGGAGACUUCUUUAAAGAUGAUUUGCCCAAAGCAGACUUGUACAUCCUGGCAAGAAUUCUCCAUGACUGGCCUGAUGAGAAGGUUGGCAUUCUUCUGAGUAAAAUCGCAAAUGCGUGCACUGCAGGCUGUGGACUCCUGCUGAGUGAGAUCUUCUUGGAUGAAGACAGAAGGGGCCCGAGUCGCGGGCUGCUCCAGGCCCUCAGCAUGAGCGAGGGGAAACAGAGUAGCGCGACAGAGUACAGUCUGCUUUUGAAGAGCCAUGGUUUCAUAACAGCACAUGUCAGACAUACAGACAACCUCCUGGAUGCUAUGCUCUGCAUCAAAGCGUGACUGACAACACCCUCAACAACACUUGUGAUAUACUGAUGUGCAAUGCUCAUAGCUGAGACCGUGUUGGACGGACAGACACCCUACUCUGCUCUGCAGUCUCUCAACAUGCUUGCCCAGACUGAGGGUUUGGAGAGGACAGAGAGCCAGUAUGCAGACUUGCUGAGCAAAUACGGAUUUGGGGACAUCCGUGUGGGUUACACUAUGAACUUCCUCGAUGCUUUUAUUGCCAUUAAAAUGUAGCAUCUGCAUCACACACACAAAUCCUCAUGUAUUUCAUUCAUUUAAUUAUGACAGAUGGCCUUUUGAGAUCAUUUGCUUAAGUAAACGAAGUAAUACCACAAUAGAUAAUGCCAAAUUUCACAUAAGUAAAAGUGCAUAAGUAUUAUCAGAAAAAUGUAAUUAAGCACAGUAAAAGGUUCAAGGUUCUUUAUUAUUAUUAUUAUUGUUAUUAUUAUUGUUAUUAGUGUUUGGUAAUGCAAAUCCUUUUUUUUUUAAAUGCACAAGUAAAAGCAAACUCUGAAUCUGAGACAUAGUGCAAGAUAAGAUAUAGGACUAAUAUAUAAACAAAUAAAAUAUAAA